UUCCCAAGGUCAUUCCCAACCCUUGCCCUUCCAGUGUUGAUGGGGGUGUGGUCUUCUCCAUAUUUCCUUGAUUAGGGUAUUAUUUUCUGCUUUGAUUGUUUGCCAGGUAUUAAUUCCUGCUUUAUCUGGGUGUGGAGUGGUGGAGAGGAUCUGUUUAUGCUGUAUGUUGCAGGUGACUCCUAUGUUUUUUUUCCUGGGGCUGCUAGGUCCCCUGAUCCACUUUGGAGAGUUUUAGUUGAUUUGUGCCAUGUGGUUUUAAUAAUCUUUUACUUUUUUUCUGAGAUGUUUCUGGCAUUGGCAGUGCUAUCUUUUUCAUCGCUUGUGUUGAUUGUAUUGUUACUGGAUUGAUUGGUCAGGCACUUUGAUAAAAUUAUGGGUAUCCAUUUCACUGGAAGGGUUUGUAUAGGUGGUCUGUUUUCUUUUUUGGUUGUUCUUGUGUAGCAGGUGUGUAUUUGUGCUCAUCCGAAUAAUGUUCUUACACAGCUUCUCUUUUAGGAGGUUGGGUUGUUUCUUCGAUAGCGGAACACUUCGUGUGGGUGAUUAAUUCUAUGCUGAGUUGGAUUCAUAAUGGCUUAUAUAGCGUACUAUCUAUUUCCUCCUUGCAAGUGCUGUCAUUUAAAAAUGGCAGAGCUAUACUGUUGCUCAACAAUUUUGUGAUUGCACAUCUGAUUUUUCCUGGAGGAGAACUGGGGGAAGAGGUGGAAGGCUGCUUUAGACUUGAUUUGCCCCCACAAACUUUGGAAAGGACAGUGAAUGUUACUUUCUGCAGAGGUAUCCUCUUCUUGCUGGAUGAGACCGGAUGGAUACAUAUAUUUGGCGCUAGCGAUGGUGCCUAUUUGGCCCACAUCAGUGUCGCUCUCUAUCAGUCACGGGGGCAAGAAGAGAGGAAGCAGGACAUGCCGUUUCCUCUUGGGCAGCUGAGUAUAUCAUACGAUCUCAGCACCGCUGUGGUUGUCAGCCACUCCAGUUGUGUGGCUGCUGUUGACCUCAACUUGUACUUCAGAGAAUUCCCUGACCAUUUGUUUUGCAAGCGAAGCUUUGAAAAUCUUUCUGCGCAACAGUUGGAGGGAGUGGAUGAAGAUGACCUCAAUAGUUCAAGUUACAGCAUGAAGUUCUUGCAACCUUCAUUCCAGACUGACAGAUCCUGGAAGACACACGUACUAUCUCUGGAUGAUACACGCGCAGACAAUUAUUUUCCACAUUUGUGUUCAGAUGUUGAGUUGCCUUGGUAUCAGCAUCUUCUGCACUUAGAGCCAAUGAAGUCUAAGGCUUUGGACACUUCUGCAGCGUCCCUCUUUCAAGAGGUUGCAUUUGUUCUUUCAAGCUCCAGAGGGAAAGAUAAUAAAAGCACUGAAGAGAGGCGAUGGAAGAAUGUACAUUUGGGUGACCUAGAAAAACGUGGGAGUCUUGAUUGUAAACACGUGACUGGUUUUCACGUGCUCUUCACUGCCUCAAGUGAAAGUGAAGGACUGACUCUGGUCCUGUGGGAUUUGGUGACACAGGGCAUCACGCAGUCUUGUGUGGGGAAAAACUCCUUUUUCGUGGAAUAUACCAGGGAGGAACCGCUAUGGCUCGUCCUUUCAGAGACUGGCCUCUUUUUGUUCCUGUUUGGCUUUACCCAAGAGGAAUUCUUGACCAGGCUGAUCAUCUACGGAAGCGCCAGCACUGUAGACUCCCUUUGCUGCCUCAAUAGGUGGGGGAGGUGUUCGAUUCCUGUACAUGCCUUAGAGGCUGGCUUAGAGAACCGACAGUUGGACACUGUGGAUUUUUUCCUAAAGAAUAAAGAGAACCUUUUCAGUCUGUCUACAGCAAGCUCUCUACAGGAUGAACCUGCAAAUAUUAUGUCAGACUUUUACUUGAAGAGUGUUGAAGAACUGAGGCCAGCAUUGGAUUUACUGUGUAAGGCAAUUCAAGAAAAUGAUGUGGAAACCCAGAGCAAGCAUUUCUCUGAGCAGCUGUUGAACCUCACCUUAUCUUUUCUUAACAAACAUCUCCGUGAGAUUUUUACCCACAGAGAAGAAUUGGAUGAAAAUAUGCUGCAGUGUGUUGACAUUUUCACCAGCUACAUCAUUAAACUCAGGACAUUUAUGAUCAGGUUUCCUCAUAAGCCAUCCGGUGCCAUGAGCCAGCCCUGGGAUUCUGAAGACAACCUACCCCAAAUGGAGCAGAGCCACUGGGAAAAAUUUGAUUCAGAGCAAGCUGUUACUGAAGCCCUUCUAAGCAACAGAGUGCCAGAGGCACAAAUCUUUUUCCGUCUGACUCACAACCCUGCCCAGGAUCUUGGGCAGCUAACCUGGAUAGGUCUGGAGAUGGCCUACAAAAGCCUCCUGAAGGAUGACAUAAAUGAAGCUUCCAGACUUUUAAGGAACAUGGGCCUCAGUGUGAAGCAGCAACUGCACAAAAUAUGUUUCUACACAACUGAUUACCAUGUCCGGGACUUUCUAGUGAGCGUGCUACAAGAUGAAGAUGUUCUUCCUGAAACAGAGAAGGAAAUGGUAGACUUUGUGCAUGAGGUAGAAAAUAUUUAUUCAGGCACCUUCCAAACACAGGAAAAGAAUGCAGCCUGUUGCAGAUCUUGGAGAAAAGAAGCAGACUGUAUCGAUGUUACUUCUUUGGAUUCCUUUCUGAAUUGCACUCAAGACAGAAUUCAUAACCGGGAACACAGGAUGAUGCUAAACUGGGCUCAGGGGUGGAAUCCAUCCACACGGGAAAGGAUCCUUCUCCCCGCGAGAGCUCAGGAAGGGGAAUUUCAGUUCUGUAAUCCUGAGGCUCUCUGGAUGUAUUUGUCGUCUUGGCACGAUUGGGAGAAUAUCAGAUGGUGGAUUUCUGAUUCUCAACUCGAAGGCAGCCCUGCAAAAUGGCCCCCCCUCCCUUUAGAAGCCAUCGGUCAAAGUGCCUUAUGCAGCCCCUACUUGCGCAAUGAAGUCUUGGACACCCUAGCUAGAAACGGGACUUUUGUGCCCGCAGAACUGGAAGACUUUGAAGGCCUCCUGCAGAGGACGGCUUGUGCCGGAGGGGUGAUGCAGGAGCCCCAUCCUCUCCCGGACUACGUCUCUGCAGGCGGCUUAGAUUUCCACACCUGCUUUGUCCUCUACUGCUUAGAACGGGGGUUGGACCAUCUCCUCUACUCCUACUUGGAUUACUAUCGUUUAUUUUCAUCAGACUGUCUCAUUUUGAACGAUACAGACCUGCGUGAAGCACACCCUUGGUUUGAAUUUUUAGUGCAAUGUUGGGACAUUGCCAACCAUCCUGGAGAUACAGACAGGAUUUUCCAGGCUAGCCUAGCCAAUGCCCAGAUCUCCAUUCCCAGCAACCAGGCCAGUGUGAGCACCAUGCUGCUGGAGGGACGCACUCUCCUUGCCCUGGCUACCACCAUGUUCGCCGGGGGAGGGAUUGACCAGAUGGUCCAGAAGGGAGAUGGAAGAGAGAAGGUGGAUGCGCAGCUCUUCAGGAUGGCACUUGCUCCUUACCCCAAGCUCAGAGCUGCCCUCUUCCCUCAGACCACUCCUCAAGGAAUCUCCCCUUCCGACCUUUCUCUCUAUCACCUUCUUCAGUGCUUAGCUCCAUUUGAUUCCACCAAGUUGUUUGGCUGGCAGUCGGCAAAUACCCUGGCCAUUCCUGAUAUUUGCAGUGACCUGCCUCACUUCUCAUGCUCGGCUCUAGUAAGCAAGCAUGCCAUCAUCGAGCAUCUUGACUUCUCCUACUACUUGUAUCACGAGCGCCCUUCGUUUGCCUUCGGAGCGUUUUUAGCUCAGCAGCUGUCAAAGAGCAACCGCCCAAAGGAGCUGGUUCAGCAGGUGGCUAAGGAAGCCUCCUCCGUGGCCCUCUCCCUGUUCUAUGCCCCUUCUCUCGCUGCCACCUCCGUCUGCUUCUUGGAAAUGCUGGGCCUGUCGAGUCUGGAACUCCGAGUGGACAUUAAAGCCGCCAACGUGAUUUUGCGCUUCAUGUCCAGGAGGGAGGAGCCACAGCACCACUCCAUCCGGCAGUCCUUGGUUGAAAAGCUAGGAGAGCUGGCCGAUGGAGAAAAAGCGGCAGCUGAAGAUCUUCUGGUCUGCUUAGAGGAAGCCGUCUGGGAUAAGGUUGACCAUCAAGAGAUUAAAAAGACCUCGAGCGAGGCGAGGAAUCACUGGUCCUUGGUCAUCCAGUUUUGCCAGCUGCACCAUAUCAAGCUGAGCACGUCAUACCUGAGGGCCUGUGCGCGUUCGAAAGAAUGGCUGCAAUUUGUGACUGAAGCACAAAUGUACAGCUACCAGCCGGCGGAGGUGAUCCCUCUCCUCCGGGACUUCCCCCUGCCCCUGCAGGACCACUUGGAAUUGGCCCUGGGGCACUUGCAGCCUCCAAGGCAGGGGGGCUUGCAGGGGAAGGAGCAGAAGUCGCAGGGCCUGUUCCAGGUCCUGCUCCAGAGCCAGGAGCAGCCGUGCCCUUGGCGACACCUCUUGGCUGCCUCGGUGAAGCACCACUUGCCCGUCCUGAGCGUGCUGGCUGCUGGCUUCCAGGACGCCAGCCUCCUCCCCUGUCUCUGUGUUUGGAUAAUAACUUCCCUGGACAGUUCUGCCGCCAGUGAGGUGAUCGGGCACAUUGAAGGCAGGGCUGAAACCCACCAGUGGGGCCUCCCGGACUUGGCCCUCCUCUGGCAGUGGCUGCUGAAGAGGCAGAAGGCCAGGAUCCUCCUUCACGGCUUCCAGCUCUUCCUGGAGGACUCCCCUCUGCUGAUAAUGCUGGAGGUGUAUGAAUUGUGCAUGGACUACAAAAAUUACACCCAAGCCAAGAUCAAACUGCUCACGUUUCAAGACAACCUUUCAAAACUUCAAGCCCAGGGCGAGCUGCCCGUCCUCCCUGGGCCCUGGCUGGAGAUGCAGGCCUCCUUCCUACUCGACCUGAUGCUGCACCAGUGCAGGACAGAGUACGAAUUCAGAAAACUCCUCCAGCUGCUUGCAGAUGCAGGAACUGCUCUUCUCCAUGGACCAGACCUGAAGAAGCUCAGUGCCCUCGGUGCCAUCCUGAAAGAUUCACCCACCUGCAUCAGCCGGACUCUGCUGAGGAGCUACAGCUGUGAGGGGUUCCGGGAGGAGUGCCGGAGGAUCCUGGAGCAGCUGCAGGAGAGCAGCUCUUUCUCUGUGGCUCGCAGGGUAGCAGAGCUGGCAGCACUGCCAGUGGACAACGUUGUCAUUCAGGAGGUGCUCCAGAACCUCCUCCUCUUGAAACAGGUUGGCCACUGGACUCAAAAACGGACAAGAGUUGAGUUCUGGAAAAAGUGCCACGAGACCUACGUGCAAAACGCCAUCUCGAAUCAAGCAGCCUCCGGCUUCUUCUCAGCCCAGGCAGACUUGGUCUCGGAGGGCCUGGAGGAUGAGAGGGCACCCAGCAUCUCAGAGAGGCAACUCCUGCUUACGCUGGCUGGAUACUGGCUGGCCAGAAGCGACCCGGUUCCUGUGGGUGAUCUGGAGAGGAUAGAGAGGGAAAUUUGGCGGUGCCGCAUCAGGCGACAAGGGCAGAUGGAGGCCAGAGGUUCUCCCCAGAUUUCCAUCAGCAGCGAGCCGUCCUUCGACUCCUUGGCCAAGGAAUUCUGCUUUUCUAAGGUCGCUGCUUUAAACACCCCGAAGUUCCUGGAGCUCAGAGCUUUCCCUUCCCAGGAUGCGACCCCAGUCGGGCUUUCUGAAGCUGAAGUGGCGUCCCUGGCUUUCCUGAUUGGGCGUCUUCUGGAUGAAGGAAGCGUGCAUGAAGUUGCCAGGGUUUGCCGCUAUUUCAGCUUCUACAGCAGAGACGUCGCCCUGAUUUUGCACUGCCGCACGCUGGCCUUGGGGGAGGAGGCCCAGGGCUGCUUCCACCCCCAGAUCCAGGCUCUCCUGGCAGCUGAGGACAGCCAGAGGCGCAGGGAAGCGGCAGCGGAGAAGAAACGGUUGAGUUCUUCAAGCCUCGAUUCCUGGUCCUCCAUGGGGGGCUCCUCUCCGGAUAGCGGAGUUGUCGGCAGCCUGCGUACUUUAGUUGCCGAAUGUGUGCAUGGUCGGAAUUACUGCCGGCAGACCCUCUACCUUUACCAACUCUCCAAAGAGCUGGGCUGCUCCUUCAGUGAGAUCGCCGUCCACGAUUCAGAGAAGCUGCUCCAGGCAAUCCUGUCCUCCCAGCAGCCAGACUGGUACAAGAAGGCCCAGGCCUUCAUCACCAACCAGGGGCUGGAGCCAGGGGCCGUGGCUGAGCUGGUGGCAGAGGAAAUCACACGGGAGCUGCUGGAGCCUUUGGAAGGAAGAGGCAAGCAAACUCCGGCCCUGAACCCUGCGGAGGAGAGCCAGAGGUUCCUGCAACUGGCCAAGCUUUGCCAGGACCACACACUGGUCGGCCUGAAGCUGCUGGAGAAGGUUUCCUCUGUGCCCCACGGGGAACUUGCCUGCACCGUGGAGCUCCUGAUUCUGGCCCACAACUGCUUCAGCUUGACGUGUCACAUGGAGGGCAUCACCCGUGUCCUCCAAGCUUCCCGGCUGCUCACGGACGAUCACUUGGCACCAGAGGAAGAGUUCGGCCUCGUGGUUCGCCUUCUCACCGGGAUUGGCAGAUACAGUGAGAUGACCUACAUCUUCGACCUGCUGCAUGAAAAGCAUUACUUUGAGGUGCUGAUGAGAAAGAAGUUGGACCCGAACGGGACCCUGAAGACGGCUCUGCUGGACUACAUGAAGCGCUGCCGGCCGGGAGACAGUGAGAAGCACAACAUGAUUGCCCUCUGCUUCAGCAUGUGCCGGGAGAUCGGGGAGAACCACGAGGCAGCAGCCAACGUCCAGCUGAAGCUCAUUGAAUCUCAGCCAUGGGCCGAGAGUCUUCAGGAUGUGCCAAGCUUGAAGAAGCUCCUGAUGAAAGCUCUGACCCUCUUCCUAGAUGCCACCGAGAGCUACUCCAAGGACUUCUGCGUGUGCCAGUCCUUGCGCUGCAAGAGGUUGACCAGGCUCAUCACCCUGCAGCUCCACUUCCUGGCUUCUCCGCACAAGACCCAGCUGAUCAACCUGAGGCGGGAGAGCUUGCUGCCCUGCAUCCUGGCCCUGCCCAGGUUCUACCAGGCAGCUGUGGUGGCCGAGGCCUAUGACUUCACUCCAGACUGGUCAGAGGUGCUCUAUCAGCAGGUCAUCCUGAAGGGCGACUUCAACUAUCUGGAGGAGUACAAGCAACAUGAGCUGCUCAGGACUGGCACAUUCGAAGAGAUCACCCACAAAGUCAAGCAGCAGGCAGCAAAUGAGUCUGCUGUGAGGAACCUGAAGCAGCUCUUGACCCACUGUGAGGACAUUUAUGUCUAUUACAAGCUCGCCUAUGACAACCAGUUCUACGAUGUGGUCCACUUGCUCUUGAAUGACGCCCAAACAGGCUGCUGUCUCAACGAUUUACUGGCCAAUUAGCUUGUCCUGGCUGGCCAAAGUAGAACUGCAAACAAACUAGACAAGCCAGAAAAAAGCAACUUAGGGAGCUACAUUUUCAGCCAUUCAGAGGAAAAAGAUUAGCCAAGAUGCUCUUUUUCAAAUGGCGUGAACUACACAAAACAGAAGAUCAUUAAUCUGGGACUUGGUGUCAAAUACAUUGACUUCUGGAGUCAGGCUGAAACGCAGCUGCCGUGGGAUUAAAACAACUUCACAUUGAAGACCAUCGUCCUUGGCUGAAGCUUCGAGAUACUUUUGAAUGAUCUCGUGACCAGAGAGCAAAACAUAACUAAAUUCGACUUGGGAGUAUUUCAGAACUAUUUUUUUCUUCUAUACCAGAAGACAAGUAGCUUUUUCAGAUCUAUUUUUGGAGCUGUGAGUUGAAGCAUUAUAGCUCUGUCACUUUUUCAGGAACUUGCAAAGGUGGGCAGCUCUACCUUGUGGUGGUAGCUGUGUGCAAGGAUGCGUCGGGCAUAUAUGAAUGGCUCAAAGAACCAGAAAAUGCUCUUCUGCUAAUUUGGAGUGUGGGAAAAGCUGGUCAAUUUAGACACUGGGAGAGGUGGCUAAGCGGUUGCAGCCUAGCAUCCAAGGCUGGUUAGAUCUCCCGCCCUGGGAGGCCAUGGCAGUAAAGGAUUCCCCCUUGCUUUUUCCUCUCCCUUCAGAACCAUUGGGAUUGGUCUUGGUGGUGGCUACUGAUUACUGUCCUGUCUUUAAAGGUAAUACAGUUUAGCCAUCUGCAUGUUUAGAAAGAGGAGCCAUUAUUGGAUUUGCUCAUGUCUUGAGAAAUUACCUGUGGGCUUUUUUUGAGAAUCAUUCCAGUCACUGGCUAUUAAUGGGGGGCAGCCUCAGUCCGAAGAUGGGAGGGUGUGGCCAGAACUGCCCAAUCCACAUGAUCCCUUGAGUGGGGUGAGAAGAGUCGCCGCUUCCCUUGGCAAUUUGGUCCCUUGUCAACAAUUGUUAAUGUCCACGGGCAAAGCACAAGCUGACCAAAAAUCUCAGUCCUCACAAUAGUGAUUUUAUUAAAUUAGUUGCUUUUAUAAAACA
Messenger RNA from Thamnophis sirtalis, 8441 nucleotides. RefSeq names its product SPG11 vesicle trafficking associated, spatacsin (gene SPG11). Lineage: Eukaryota; Metazoa; Chordata; Lepidosauria; Squamata; Natricidae. The record is from RefSeq and is a predicted model, not a curated record. Gene Ontology annotation, cellular component: axon; cytoplasm; synapse. Gene Ontology annotation, biological process: synaptic vesicle transport; axo-dendritic transport; axonogenesis.